Cydia pomonella (codling moth) is the source of this 4879-nucleotide messenger RNA. It is a transcript of the gene haf, whose product is annotated as vasorin. The transcript is spliced from 5 exons. Gene Ontology annotation, molecular function: protein binding. The record is from RefSeq and is a predicted model, not a curated record. The coding region runs from base 879 to 3398 and encodes 839 amino acids. NCBI's taxonomy places the organism in Eukaryota, Metazoa, Arthropoda, Insecta, Lepidoptera, Tortricidae.
ACAAAAAUAAGAAAUUUACACCAAAUGUGUGUAACCUACCUGUCCUAUCUAUCUCUUAUGUACCUACACAAAAAAGCAAAUUGCUAGUUAGUAGGUAAGUUUUUUUUACAUGUGAUCAUUAAAUAACAACUGUCACGUUCCACCAACGUCGUUUUAACUUUCACUUUGUAAGCAAUUUGAGUAGACAAAUGCACGACCUCGAAAAGAAAGCACCUAAAUAAAUCAAAACAGCGCUUGGCGACUAACGCGAGCUGCGAAACAUUUUCUCUUUCGUUUACCUAUGCAAAUUUCGCACAUCGAGCGCCGCCUCGAGGGACCGCGGCAGAUUGAUUGUAAUGCUUUACAAACGUAUCGUAUCGUGAUCGGCGCUGCCAUAAUGUACACCUGACGCCGAUUAAGCCAGCCGAAUUAUGGUCGUGUUUUGUGUGCCACGACCCAGAUUAUCCGGGAGCUAAGCGCGCGAACGCUCUCGGGACCGUUAGCUUAUUGAAUUACAAAUGUUGACUGGGAGUGGUGAGGAGGCUGCGCGGUUCGUGGUCGCGCGCAAUCGGUCGGUGAACCGUUUGUUUACCGGAGCCGGCGCGGCCGCAGCGGUGUAGGUCAGGAGCUGGUGGGGGCCGGCGCCAGCGCACAGUCCGCCGCCGACUGCCGAGAGUGCAUCUUGCAGACAUGGCUCUGCUACCGCCGGCCUAGCCACCGCACCGGUUCCUGAUCGCUAAUCGAAAGUGACCUCUUUACCACUGUUGUGCCCCAACGAUGACAAAUUAUCGGUGAUUUCAUUCAAAUAAAUAUAAUAAAAUUUUCUUACGUGACAGUGUUCGUCGAAAGUGGCCAUUUUCAAAGGAUUAUCCGCUUACCCCGUGAGGAUUAUACGCGACAUGGGAGUGGGAAUGCGCGUCUCAUGGCUACGGCCGUGGGUGCGCGUGGUGGUGGCGGCGGCGACGCUGGCACAGGCGCUCGGCACGUGCCCAUGGGAGCCUGUGCCCGCGCUGCAGGCCGCCUGCGUGUGCGCCGUCAACCUCGCCAGGGACUUGUCCGUGCAGUGCGACCAGGUGGACUUCGCUGUGCUAUUAAAAGCACUGAAUUCGAGCGCAAGAAACAUUCCAAUAGACUUAUUGUACAUCAACAAUUCAACAAUACCGGCGCUCACGGAUGGCAUGUUUACGCACUUAAAGAUUCACAACGUUCAAAUUUCCGGUUGCAAAAUCACCCGAAUCGACGACGACGCCUUUCGCGGGCAAGGCCCUCAUCUGAAGAAUUUGAACUUGCAAGAUAACGAGUUGUAUGAAGUGCCAGUUAAAGCUUUUAAGAUAUUAACAAAUCUUUCGCUGCUUGACAUCUCAAAGAAUCGCAUCACUUACAUAGAGAACCAUUCGUUUAUAACAUUGCGAAAACUGACAACAUUAAAAAUAUCAGACAACAACGUCACGCUGGCGCCACAUGCGCUGACUGGUCUGGAAAAUUCGCUAAAAAAUUUAAAUCUUAAAGGAACUAAACAAAAAAGUGUCCCAGAAUGUAUAAGAGGUCUUCGCAGCUUAGCGUUCCUCGAUCUGUCGCAGAACAGCAUCAGAGAAUUACCCGGACCUGAAGGCAAGCGAACCUUUGAAGGGUUAGAUUCUUUGACAGCACUUAACUUGGAACGAAACCUGAUUGUGACGCUUAAAGAAGACGCAUUUGCUGGUAUUAAAACCACAUUAAGUUCCUUGAGUCUCCUAAAUAAUCUUUUGCCGGAAUUUCCUGCCGCUGCGAUUGGCACAUUAACGGAAUUAAGAGUUCUCGACAUAGGGUUCAACUUGUUAAACAAGCUGCCUGGAAAUGCUUUUGGAAGUAAUCCAUCGAUUACACUUCUGGCAUUAGAUGGUAAUCCGUUACCCACAGUGCCUGCCGAAGCUCUUAGCCAUUUAAACCAUACCCUUCGAGGUUUAAGUAUCGGAGGACGAUUUCUGAAUUGCGAUUGUCGUCUUCGCUGGAUUAUAGAAUGGAUACGAGACGGUGAACUACAAGUGACCUCUAGAGAAAGAAAUCCUCAAUUCUGUGGCCACCCGCCACAGUUCCGUGAGCGCGGUUUCUACAGUUUUCAACCGAACGAGCUGGUUUGUGAGCACGAGACGACGGCUACUCCAGAAGAGUCGACCACGCCACAGAGGCAGAUCAAUGAUUGGAAGAUAAGUCAGACAACAUCGACAACUGCGCGAAGUACAACCACAAGUACUACAACUACUACGACAACGGCUGCGACCAGUCCUGUGACAACUACUAGUAGUGAAGCGACGUCGAAGGCGCCCGUGACCACGACGGGCGCGUCGCGGCCCCGCCUUCCACCGGCCGUGCGGCCCGCGUCGCCCACCUGGCGACAUGCCCCUCACCAGCGCCCGCCACUCGUUAUGAACUUUCCCCAGAAACCAAAAGUGGACGACUCGAACGAGGUCAUCGUUAAGAAUGCCUACAGGCAAGACAACUCCGUCAUUAUACAGUGGGACUCAGACGUAGCCAAUAUUCUUGGAUUCAGAGUGGUGUACAGAUUGUUUGGUGAUAAAAGUUUCAAGCAAGGCCCGCCGCUUGAAGCCAGCGAGCGAGAAUUUAAAAUCAAAAACGUUCCAUCCCAGGAAUGUAUAGUGGUAUGCGUUAUCUCGCUAGAAGAAGUGCACGUGAGCCCCGAAACGGUGCCGUACUCGCAGUGCCGCGAGGUGCGCACCGUGUCCGCCGCCGCCUCCAACAUGGACAAGAUCACCAUCGCCGCCAGCGCCGCCAUCUGCGGCACCAUCGUGGUGGCAGUUCUCGUGUUCGCGGCGGCAUCUCGCCGGCGAGCGAGGACGGUGCACAGACUGCACAACGACAAGCUGCCAGGCGCCUGCUGCGGCGCGCUCGGCACCCCCAGCCCGGGCGGCCCGUUGUCCUCCCUCGCCACGCUCGGCGCGUUCGGCAAGCAGCGUGAGUGGGAUCAAGUGUCGGCUUACAGCGCACGUUCGAUCCCGCGAGCACGAACCUAUACCGAACCGGCUCCCCCCGAUCCCCUGCCCGGCCGGCCCGGCCGCGCCCGCUCCCUCGCCGACGGCCAAUCUCAGCAUAGUUACGCGCCCUCGGCCCGCUACGGGAUGCCCGGCUACCCGGGCAGCCUCCUCGGAUCUCGAACCGAUCUCCGUCAGUCGCGGCAGUCCCUAGGGGCGGCAUCGGAGCGUGCGUCGCGGCUGUCACUGAGCGGCGCGGCGGGCGGUGCGACGGGCGGCACGGGCAACUCGCGCCGGCGGCCGCGCUCGCGCUCGCGGCCCGCCAGCAGGUACAGCGUGGGCUCGCUCGGCAUGGGCUACUGCGAUACGUCCGACAACUGGACCGACCACGACAUGGACAUCUAUAUGGCCCGGAACCCGACGACGCGGGGCGGCCUGGUGCCGUUAUAGCGAGCGCGGGCGGGGCGGGGGCGGGGCGCGGGGAGCCCACGCGCGCGCUACUCGCCGUCGCCGCGGCGCGGCGCGCCGUGCACCUCGUGGUCCGCUCGUGAGCGUGGCCCGCGCGGCCGCCCCGCCCGCCUCGCCCGCCGGGGGGCCGAGGCCGGCGACAGCCCGCCGUGGGAACGCCUCGAGAAGAAGGUCGAUUCCAAAAACAAGAAGUGAUCCGAGGGUGACCCUCGUAGUAGAGAUCGUUACCACUACCCUGACCGCUCACAUGGAAAAUUUACGUCAUCGAUGACAUAUUUACAGUAAGCAGCGGAAGUCGCUACUCUGACCGAUUUUUUGAAGAGGUUAGCGUUGAAAAUUUUUUGUCUAAAGAAAAACCGGCCAAGAGCAUGUAGGGACAUGCUAAGUGUAGGGUUCCGUAGUUACACAUCCGUCACAGUAGUCUGCCUUGAACGGGGACCAUUAGUAAGCAUCAUGUACAGUCAACAAAAGGGAGUACCUUCGCGGCGCUUUGAUUGUACUAAGAAGAGAAGACUGCAAUAACUCAAAAACGGCUUAACCGAUCAUGUUCGCUAUAGUUUUCAUUGAAAACUUAAUAAGCUUUACUUUCGAAAAAAUUUUCAUGGACGCCUUUUUGUCGUCGGAAUCGAUUAUUUCCGAAGUUAUUAACUUUAUAAAAAAAUAGUUGUUGAAUCAAUAAUAGUUAUUCAUUUUAAAAUACCUAUUCAACGAUAUCCCACACGAAGCGAAAUAAAAUUCAUCCCCACUUUACGUGUAGGGGAGGCACCCUAAAAAAAUAUAGUUUUCUAGUUUUUAUUAUACCACUUUAUUAUACAAUUUCUAUGUCCAUGCCAAAUUGCAGCUUUCUAACAUUAAGGACCACCGACCAAAGUUGCGGACGGACGGACAUGGCGAAACUAUAAGGGUUCCUUGUUGACUAUGGAACCCUAAAAAAGAGACUUGGGUAAAUAAUUAAAAGCUUCAUUUUCUACGUAGCUUCUGCUGCUGCGCACACAAGACUAAAAUUAGGCUCCACCCGAAAUAACGAAACGAAUAUUAUGAAUGGAGAAAUCGAGCAACUUAUGCAUUCCAUUUGCUUAAUUAAGAACUAGUCAGAUCAGAUAUUUUUCCGUCCAACGAAAUUAUAAGACUAGGAUCAUAUAUUUGACUAUUUUAUAGUGUGGAAAAGCAAUAUUAUUUAAUAUCCGCUAUUAUCAUCAUUCUUGUUUAUUUUGUCGAUUUAUGUUAAGUUAUGUCAUUAAUAGGUAAGUAGGUAUUGUAAUUAUUUUUAAGUUGUAAAUAUUAGAUAAAUAAGAAAGUGCAUAAUAUAAUCCAGUUUACUUAUCCAAUAACCAAAUACAAGAGAAGCAUAAUCCAAAUGGUGCUAAAAUAUUAUUACAAUUUGUACAUACACUUUACUCAUAAUUAAAUCAAUGUUGUUAAUAAAUUGAAAUAUUUUGACUAUUAAAUUGUUAUACCACAAA